AUGUCGCUGUGCAGCGGCGUGACCGGCCCACUGAACGUGCUCUUCUUCGGCACGCUGAUCGGCGUUAUGGUGGACUAUGGCACGCAGAUGGGGGAAGCGAUCUCAGCGGCGGCGGUGUCCUACAUGUCGGGCUAUCGACAACUGCCUAACGACACGCUCACAGACGCUGUGCUGCGCGUCAUGUACUCCACGGAGCCCAUCUCAGCUGCCGGAAACGUCACGGCCGCCGAAGCCACGGACACCUUUCUCCAAGGCAUACAGACGUUCGCCAUCCACAACUCCUUCAUUGGCGUCCUCAUGUUAGUCUCCAGCCACAUCGCCAUCGCCAGCUUCAACCACGUCGGUUUCACUCUGAUCCACCGCAUCCGAGGGCGCUUCAUGGAGUCCGCACUGCGACAGGACAUCAGUUGGUACGAUGUCCACCAGUCCGGAGAGUUUGCCAGUCGCCUGUCAGAGGAUAUGCAGAAGAUGGAGGACGGCGUGGGGGAGAAGGUGCCGAUGUUCGUGCAGAUGGUGGUGUCCUUCCUGGGGAACGUGGGGCUGGCGCUGUUCCGCGGCUGGGAGCUGGCGCUCAUCUGCCUCAUCUCGCUGCCCGCCGGCACCAUCGCCAUCGGCGUCGUCGCCUUCAUCUCGGCGCGCAUCGCCAGGAAGGAGAUGCAGGAGUACGGCAAGGCGGGCGCCAUUGCCGAAGAAGUCCUCGGCUCCAUCAGGACUGUCAUCGCCUUCGGAGGUCGUGACAAGGAGGUAGAAAGGUACAAGAAGAACUUGGGUACUGCGAAAGACCUCAACGUCAAGCGAAGCUUCUUCAGUUCCAUGAUCUUCGCCUUCCUGUGGCUGUUUAUAUACUCCGGUUACGCCCUCGCUUUCUAUUACGGUGUGGGUCUCAUCAUCAGAGACAUGGAUAAGGUGGACAAAGUGUACGACGCUUCGACUAUGGUCACUGUUUUCAUGGGUAUCAUGUCAGCGUCCAUGAUGUUCGGACUGGCGUCGCCGUAUAUCGAAGUGUUCUCGAUAUCCAGAGGAGCCGCAGCCAAGGUGUACGCUGUCAUCAGCCGCGAAUCUCAGAUCGACAGCAUGUCCGAGGAAGGCGACCGGAUGGACCAGGUGGUUGGCUCCAUCACCUUCAAGGACGUGAAGUUCGAGUAUCCUAGCCGCAAAGGAGUAAAGGUGUUGAAAGGUCUGAAUUUAUCGAUCAAAGGUGGUGAAACUGUAGCCAUAGUGGGAAGUUCCGGCUGUGGAAAAUCGACAUGUAUCCAACUCAUACAAAGAUUUUACGACCCUUUGGAGGGCGAGGUGCAACUUGAUGGCCACGACAUAAGGAAUCUGAACGUGGGCUGGCUGCGCUCGCAGAUCGGCGUGGUCGGGCAGGAGCCGGUGCUCUUCCAGACCACCAUAGCGGAGAACAUCCGCUACGGACGGGACGGCUGUUCCAUGGAAGACAUCGAGGAGGCCGCUAAGAUGGCCAACGCACACGGCUUUAUCUCCAAGCUACCACUGGGCUACGACACAAUGGUAGGAGAGCGCGGGGCCCAGCUGUCGGGCGGCCAGAAGCAGCGCAUCGCCAUCGCCAGGGCGCUGGUGCGCCGCCCCAAGAUCCUGCUGCUGGACGAGGCCACCUCUGCUCUGGACACCGGCAGCGAGGCCAAGGUGCAGGCCGCGCUGGACAGGGCCAGUGUUGGUCAGACGACGGUUAUCGUGGCGCACCGGCUAUCGACCAUCCGCAACGCGGACAAGAUCGUGGUGAUUCACGAGGGCCGCGUCGUGGAAGAAGGUCCGCACGACCAGCUGAUGCAGCGGCGCGGCCACUACUUUGACCUGGUCACCAGGCAGACGAGAGAGGCCGCCAUAGAGGCAGCACCCCACGCCGAGGACAAAGGCGCGGGACUGCAGAAGCUGGAUAGGCUGGUGAGCGUGCGCAGUGACCACUCGGCUGUAGAAGAGGAGGAGGAGCUGACGGAGGGCCAGCGGCGCCUGGCGGAGCGCUACGAGGAGCCGGCCGUGCAGACGGCGACGAUGCUGCAGAUCCUGCGCGUCAACAGGCCGGAGUGGCCGCUGCUGGCCGGGGCGACGCUGGCCGCCGUCCUCAACGGCUGCGCCAUGCCCGUCUACUCCGUGCUCUUCGGCAGCGUGCUCGGGGCCCUCGGGACUACCGAUCCUGUGGAAAUCCGUAACAAUACCAACAUAUACUGUCUAAUGUUUGUCAUCCUCGGAGUCGUCGCUGGGCUGUCCUCUUUUAUACAGAGCUACCUGUACGGCAUCGCUGGCGAGAAACUGACGUUGCGCUUUCGAGAAUUGAUGUUUGAUGCGAUGCUGCGCCAGGAGGUGGCGUGGUUCGACGACAAGAACAACAGCACUGGGGCGCUGUGCGCCAGGCUGUCCGGAGAUGCAGCAAAGAUACAGGGGGCGACGGGCCAGCGCAUCGGCACGGUGACGCAGUCGCUGGGCACGCUGGUGCUGGCGCUGGUGUUCGCCAUGUACUACGAGUGGCGCGUCGGCCUGCUCGUGCUGGCCUUCGUGCCGCCGCUGUUCGCCGCGUUCUACGUGCAGGGCCUGCUGGUGCGCGGCGAGAUCCUGAGCACGUCCAGCUCUCUGGAGAAGGCCACCAAGGUGGCGGUGGAGUCGGUGGGCAACAUCCGCACGGUGCUCGGUCUGGGCCGCGAGCGGCAGUUCCUCGCGCAGUACAUGGCGGAGCUGCAGCCGGCGCUCGACGUGUCCAAGCGCCGCGUCCACGUGCGCGCCCUGACGUACGCGCUGUCGCGGAGCGUCGGCUUCUUCGCGUACGCCGCGGCCAUGAGGCUCGGCGGAUCGCUCAUCGCGUCGGAAGGCCUGCCCUACGAGAACGUUUACAAAGUGUCAAACGCUCUCAUCAUGGGUACAAACAUUGUAUCGAACAUCCUUUCCUUCGCGCCUAACUUCCAGAAGGGCAUAGACGCCGCUUCUAACGCAUUCCACCUCUUCAAGAGACAGCCUAGAGUUCUCGAUGCCCCUGACGCUCUGGAAGACAAGUGGAAGAGCCACGGCGAUGUGCGCUACUCUGGCGUCGAGUUCGCGUACCCCACGCGAGUUGCCAGCCUGGUGCUCAAGGGCCUAGACUUGGAGGUGCAGCCAGGCCAGACAGUGGCACUGGUGGGGCCCUCUGGUUGCGGCAAGUCCACCUGCAUACAGCUGCUCGAGAGGUUCUACGACCCUAUAUCUGGCAUUGUGUCACUGGACGGCCGAGACGUGUCAAAGGUCAAGAUGGCGAACUUGCGGGAGCAAAUGGGUCUUGUGUCCCAAGAACCAGUGCUGUUCGACAGGACCAUUGCAGAGAACAUCGCAUAUGGCGACAACUCCAGGGAGGUGACCAUGGUCGAAAUCAUUGAAGCUGCCAAAAAAUCCAACAUCCACAACUUCAUCGCUUCUCUGCCCCAGGGCUACGACACACGUAUGGGAGAGAAGGGCAUGCAGCUUUCUGGAGGGCAGAAGCAGCGCGUGGCCAUUGCGAGGGCGCUCGUCCGGGACCCUAAGAUACUGCUGCUCGACGAGGCUACAUCUGCACUCGAUGCCGAGAGUGAGAAGGUAGUUCAGGAGGCGCUGGACAAGGCGAAGGAGGGGCGCACGUGCAUCACGAUCGCCCACCGGCUGACGACCAUCCAGGACGCAGACGUCAUCUGCGUCAUCAACGACGGCCGCGUCGCAGAGCGAGGCCGACACGCUGAGCUGCUGGAGCGACGCGGCCUCUACUACAAGCUGCAAAGCCUGCAGGCGGGACACCGGUAG
Molecule: messenger RNA, 3759 nt
Organism: Schistocerca piceifrons (Central American locust)
Lineage: Eukaryota; Metazoa; Arthropoda; Insecta; Orthoptera; Acrididae
Product: ATP-dependent translocase ABCB1-like
Exons: 19
Coding region: 1-3759 (1252 amino acids)
Biological process (GO): transmembrane transport
Cellular component (GO): membrane
Molecular function (GO): ABC-type transporter activity; ATP hydrolysis activity; ATP binding
Source: RefSeq, a predicted model, not a curated record